Messenger RNA from Nerophis lumbriciformis (worm pipefish), 849 nucleotides. NCBI's taxonomy places the organism in Eukaryota, Metazoa, Chordata, Actinopteri, Syngnathiformes, Syngnathidae. The record is from RefSeq and is a predicted model, not a curated record.
AUGUUAGUCGGCUACAGCAGCAGCUCGGAUGAGGAAAAUGAUGCUAUCGAAGGAGAGGCAGACGCGGCUGCAGACCAUAACAAAACCUUUUAUCGAAGAUGUCAGCAAAACGGUGGUGAAAAUCAUUGCCCGUUGAAGAAAAAGCCCAAAAUAGAGGAAUCCUCUACAACAGCGAGGUUGCCUCUCCCUGAUUGCCUGCUAGACAUGUUUCCAGAAGAUCUGGAGGCACAGACUGAGGAUAGCUCUUUGCAUGAUGGUCGCAUCCGCUCUUUUAAACAUGAGAGAGGAAACUGGGCAACUUAUGUUUAUUUUCCAUACAAACCUGAAGAGGAGUUUGAGGAGUUAAUGGAGGCGCUUCUGUCGACUGCUGCUGCCUUUGGAGUGGUUUUAAUUCCACAGGAGGAAUUUCAUCUCAGCCUGUCUCAGACAGUGGUCCUGAAACAUCACUGGAUCCAACCCUUCAUACAAGGCCUUAAGGCAGGCCUGGUCCCCUGUAAAAGAUUUGUAUGCUCAGCAUCCAGACUAAAAGUCUAUUGUAAUGCUGAGAAGACAAGAACCUUCUUAGGGGUGGAGGUUGUAACUGGCCAUGCCCAGUUAUUAAACAUGGUCCAUGUAGUGGAUAGAACACUGACAGAUUUUCACCUGGACACCUUUUAUCAGGAUCCAUCAUUUCAUGUUAGCCUGGCCUGGUGUGUUGGGGACUUCACUGUCCAAUUGCAGCAAUGCCUUCAUAAGCUUCAGAAUUUGGUUGAUAACCAUGAAGGGGAAACAUAUCAUCUGUGGUUAGACUGUUCAGAGCUUCGCUGCCGCACAGGAAACAAGACCUUCCGCUUCCCACUGGCUUCUUAA